Molecule: messenger RNA, 930 nt
Organism: Hibiscus syriacus
Lineage: Eukaryota; Viridiplantae; Streptophyta; Magnoliopsida; Malvales; Malvaceae
Product: transcription factor MYB15-like
Exons: 3
Coding region: 38-766 (242 amino acids)
Source: RefSeq, a predicted model, not a curated record
UGAAAAAACAAAGAGUUGCAGAGAUUCAUCUUCAAAAAUGGGGAGAGCUCCUUGCUGUGAUAAGAUGGGAUUGAAAAAAGGUCCAUGGACUCCUCAAGAAGACCACAUUUUAGUCUCUUUUAUUAAAAAACAUGGCCAUGAAAAUUGGCGAGCCUUACCCAAACAAGCUGGUCUUCUAAGAUGCGGGAAGAGUUGCAGAUUACGAUGGAUAAACUAUUUGAGGCCUGAUAUUAAGCGGGGGAACUUCACUUUUGAAGAGGAGGAAAUCAUCAUUCAACUCCAUGAAAUGUUAGGGAAUAGGUGGUCAGCAAUAGCAGCGAAAUUGCCAGGAAGAACAGACAAUGAGAUAAAAAAUGUAUGGCACACUCACUUGAAGAAGAGACUCAAUCAAUACCAGACCAAUCCAGGCAACCCCAAGUCCAAAAACAAGACGAAAUCCGAGCCUUCCAUAACAAGCCAAUCGAGUGACGAGGUCCCAUCAUCAUUAUCAUGUGAAAUUUCCUCCAUUACCGACACAAGUGAUCAUAGGGAAGCUGACAACAUCCAGGCUGAAAACAUGGUGGUUUCUUGGGAAUGUUUCCUGGAAAUCGAUGAAAGUUUCUGGUCCGAUAACCCGGCCACUCCGCUAUUGAACUUCGAACCGGUCUCCGAUGAAGUUGGUUCGUUUUCGAUUGAUCGUCAAAAUGUUGAUGAUGAUUCGAUGGAGUUUUGGUACGACAUGCUCAUUAAAGCUGGAGGUGAGGGAGAUUUCAUUGCACACCUGUAAAGUAAACCACUUCGAAAAGCAAAGUCUUGUGAGGAAGAUUAUGGUUUCAUUCAGAGGGACAAUUGUGGGGAAGAUAUUUCGGUGGUGGGUGGCCAGACAUGAAAAUAAGAGGCAAAAGGAAAUAUUGACUUGGAAACCAUUAGUGGAUUGGGAUGGGUUAGAAC